GGCAGUGAGUGACUGUGCUGGGACCUUUGGAAACUCUGCUGGUGAAAGGCAGAGCCAGGCUGGCACUUCCCCUUUCUGCACAGUGGGGCUGAGGCGCUGGGGACAGACUAGUUGUCUCUAGAGAGCCUGAAGCAAGGAUGGAUCAAGAGACUGUGGGCAACAUUGUGCUCUUGGUCAUUGUCACCCUCAUCAGCGUGGUCCAGAACGCAUUCUUCGCCCACAAGGUGGAGCAUGAAAGCAAGACGCAGAACGGGAGGAGUUUCCAGAGGACGGGGACUCUGGCCUUUGAGCGGGUCUACACUGCCAACCAGAACUGCGUUGAUGCAUACCCCACUUUCCUCGUGGUACUCUGGACUGCGGGACUGCUUUGCAGCCAAGUUCCGGCUGCCUUCGCGGGACUGAUGUAUUUGCUUGUGAGGCAAAAGUACUUUGUCGGCUACCUGGGAGAAAGAACUCAGAGCACCCCUGGCUACAUAUUCGGCAAGCGGAUCAUCUUGUUCCUGUUUCUCAUGUCCCUUGCCGGAGUGCUCAACCAUUACCUCAUCUUCUUCUUCGGAAGUGACUUUGCGAGCUACAUAAGAACUGUAACCACGACCAUCUCCCCGCUGCUUCUCAUCCCCUGAUUGCUGGAUACGGAGUGGGGCGAUCACCUGAUCAAUAGUGAGGCACCAUAACUCAGCCCCGUGAAGGGUUCUGCUCCUCGGCUGUACAAUGCUGUAAAUCUAGUGCUGUUCUGGGCUCCUCAGCAUCAGUUAACCUUGCUUUUCCGGGAAGAAAAUUAUUUUGUGUCAGCUCCGCCCCUUGAACAUGGCAGUGGCCCAGGAUUUAUUGUCUCACUCCAUCCUGCACUACUCCUGGCUUAUCCUGCUCUCUGAAGGUGUCUUGUGUGACAAUAAAGGGCAUAGAUGCGAUUUUGGCGAUGGCUCAGUUUGGGGGUGGUAUUUCUGUAUUUGCUACGAGUAUUUCUUCAGCCUACAUGAUGAUAAUUAAAAUCAAAAUAUCCAUAUUAUGGACACUGAUGUCUUUAAGAGUCUUUUAUUGAUCAAGCAUCUUCCCCUACCUCAUAUUUGGAUUAGGUUGGCAUCUUAGGUCACUUGCAUCAUGCCCAACAUUUCACUAUGUCGUGCAGUUUAGAAUGCGCUGUAAGAAUUGAAAAUGAUGUCAGGCCCGUCAUAAGUGCCACUGAAUGUCAGUUGAACAAAUGAAUAAAUAAAUU
This is a messenger RNA of Chionomys nivalis (European snow vole), 1216 nucleotides long. It is a transcript of the gene Alox5ap, whose product is annotated as arachidonate 5-lipoxygenase activating protein. Lineage: Eukaryota; Metazoa; Chordata; Mammalia; Rodentia; Cricetidae. Gene Ontology annotation, biological process: leukotriene biosynthetic process. Gene Ontology annotation, molecular function: leukotriene-C4 synthase activity; glutathione peroxidase activity; enzyme activator activity. The record is from RefSeq and is a predicted model, not a curated record. Bases 138 to 623 code for a protein of 161 amino acids. Gene Ontology annotation, cellular component: nuclear envelope; membrane; endoplasmic reticulum. The transcript has 5 exons.